GUCACCAAGGCGAGGCCUAUUGGAUAGGAGAGAUCAUCAUAUACUACGGUGCUGACUAUAAACACGACUUUCAUCCAGAAUGACCACGAAAAGAAUUGCCUUUCGAGUCCAUGGCACUGUGCAAGGUGUCGGGUUCCGGGACUUUACCCAGAAACACGCCACUGUCUACGGGCUUCAUGGCUGGGUAAAAAAUACCUCGGAUGGACGGGUAGAAGGCGAAGCCCAGGGCGAAGAGGAGACGCUGAAAAAGCUCCUCAAAGACAUCGAUAAGGGCCCUCGUCUGGCGCACGUAGUAAAGCUGGAAAAGAAAGAGGUGGCCGUCGAGGAAGGCGAGGAUCAUUUCGCCGUCAAACGGACGACGGAUUCCACUUAUGAGGUUGCUGCUUGAUUAUCUAUGGACUGCGCAUGAAUUAUGAAUCUGUUUUAGCAUCUAUAAUAAACCUAGUUUCAAGUAUUCCUAGGAUUAGUUAUCAUCUACAAAAAUCCUGCCUUUGGUUAGAAAAAUACAGAGGAAG
Penicilliopsis zonata CBS 506.65 is the source of this 515-nucleotide messenger RNA. RefSeq lists its product as hypothetical. The coding region runs from base 80 to 388 and encodes 102 amino acids. The transcript is spliced from 5 exons. NCBI's taxonomy places the organism in Eukaryota, Fungi, Ascomycota, Eurotiomycetes, Eurotiales, Aspergillaceae. Gene Ontology annotation, molecular function: acylphosphatase activity. The record is from RefSeq and is a predicted model, not a curated record.